Messenger RNA from Perognathus longimembris pacificus (Pacific pocket mouse), 6692 nucleotides. RefSeq names its product SH3 and multiple ankyrin repeat domains 2 (gene Shank2). Lineage: Eukaryota; Metazoa; Chordata; Mammalia; Rodentia; Heteromyidae. Gene Ontology annotation, molecular function: ionotropic glutamate receptor binding; synaptic receptor adaptor activity. The record is from RefSeq and is a predicted model, not a curated record. Gene Ontology annotation, cellular component: postsynaptic density; postsynaptic membrane; dendritic spine.
GGUGCGCGCGGACGCCGGCGUCCCGGGGGCUCGGCCCGCCCCGCACGCACCGCGGCCGGGGCGGGGAGGGACCGGCGCCCGGCAGGUGCCCGGCGGCCCCGCCGCCCUCGGAGGCCUCGCGGCGUCUGCGCGGGAGGGAGCAGCGCCGGCCGCCGGCGGAGACCCGGCCGCCAUGCCGCGGAGCCCAACGUCCAGCGAGGACGAGAUGGCCCAGAGCUUCUCUGACUACUCCGGGGGCUCCGAGUCGGACAGCUCCAGGGAGGAGGGCGCCUACGACACCAUCCGGGCGGCGGCGGAGAGGCCGGGGGGCGCGCGUGCCGAGGAGGAGCAGGGCCACACGCUGGUGAUCCGCGUGGUCAUCCGGGACCUGCAGCAGACGAAAUGCAUCCGCUUCAACCCGGACGCCACGGUGUGGGUGGCGAAGCAGCGCAUCCUGUGCACGCUCAACCAGGGGCUGAAGGACGUGCUCAACUACGGGCUCUUCCAGCCCGCCAGCCACGGGCGCGACGGCAAGUUCCUGGACGAGGAGCGGCUGCUGCGCGAGUACCCGCAGCCCGCGGGCCAGGGCGUGCCCUCCCUGGAGUUUCGGUACAAGAAGCGGGUGUACAAGCAGUGCAACCUGGAUGAGAAGCAGCUGGCCAAGCUCCACACGAAGACCAAUCUGAAGAAGUUCCUGGACCACACGCAGCGCCGCUCAGUGGAGAAGCUCACCAAGCUGCUGGACCGCGGCCUGGACCCCAAUUUCCACGACCUAGAGACGGGAGAGACACCCUUGACCCUGGCGGCCCAGCUGGAAGCCCCCGCGGAAGUCCUCAUCGCCCUGAGGAAUGGCGGUGCUCACCUGGACUUCCGCGCCAGGGACGGGAUGACGGCCCUGCACAAGGCCGCCCGCGCCAGGAACCAGGCGGCCCCCCAGACGCUGCUGGAGCUCGGGGCCUCGCCCGACUACAAGGACAGCUGCGGGCUCACGCCGCUGUACCACACGGCCGUGGUGGGGGGCGACCCGCACUGCUGCGAGCUGCUCCUGCACGAGCGCGCCUCCGUGUGCUGCGCGGACGAGAACGGCUGGCAGGAGAUUCACCAGGCCUGCAGGUACGGCCACGUGCAGCACCUGGAGCACCUGCUGUUCUACGGCGCGGACAUGGGCGCGCAGAACGCCUCGGGCAACACCGCCCUGCACAUCUGCGCCCUCUACAACCAGGACAGCUGCGCCCGCGUGCUGCUCUUCCGGGGUGGAGACAAGGAACUGAAAAACUACAACAGCCAGACGCCGUUCCAGGUGGCCAUCAUAGCGGGCAACUUCGAGCUGGCGGAGUACAUCAAGAACCACAAGGAGACGGACGUCGUGCCCUUCCGAGAGGCCCCGGCCUACUCCAACCGCAGGCGGCGGCCCCCCAACACUCUGGCCGCCCCCCGGGUCCUGCUGCGCUCCAACAGCGACAACAACCUGCACGCCGGAGGCCCCGAGUGGACCGUGUGCCCCGCGGCCGUCCCGCCCCGCAGCCUCUCCCCGCAGCCGCCGCAGCCGGUGCCCGCCAGGCCGGACGGCGCCCCCAGGAGCCUGGGCGCCUACGUCCCCGGACCCCGGAGCCGCUCCCCGUCCCUCAGCAGGCUGGGGGGCGCCGGCGAGGAGGGCAAGAGGCCCCAGGCGCACUGGCACGUGGGGCCGCCCUCGCCCUUUCCUCCCGGUGCCUCCGGCAAGGACCCCUCCGCCUCCGCCUUCGAGUACCCGGGGCCCAAGCGGAAGCUGUACAGCGCGGUGCCGGGGAGGCUGUUCGUCGUCGUCAAGCCAUACCAACCCCAAGGCGACGGCGAGAUCCCCCUCCACCGCGGAGACAGGGUCAAAGUGCUGAGCAUCGGCGAGGGCGGAUUCUGGGAAGGCAGCGCCCGAGGGCACAUCGGGUGGUUCCCGGCGGACUGCGUGGAGGAGGUCCAGUGCAAGCCCAGGGACAGCCAGGCCGAGACCCGCGUGGACCGCAGCAAGAAGCUCUUCCGGCAUUACACGGUGGGCUCCUAUGACAGCUUCGACACGGCCAGCGACUGCAUCAUCGAGGACAAGACCGUGGUCCUGCAGAAGAAAGACAAUGAGGGCUUCGGGUUCGUGCUCCGGGGGGCGAAAGCCGACACCCCCAUUGAGGAGUUCACGCCGACGCCGGCCUUCCCGGCGCUGCAGUACCUGGAGUCGGUGGACGAAGGUGGGGUAGCGUGGCAAGCCGGGCUGAGGACCGGGGACUUCCUGAUUGAGGUCAACAGCGAGAACGUGGUCAAGGUGGGUCACAGGCAGGUGGUGACCAUGAUCCGCCAGGGGGGCAACCACCUGGUCCUCAAGGUCGUCACGGUGACCCGGAGUCUGGACCCCGAUGACACCGCCAGGAAGAAAGCUCCCCCUCCUCCAAAGCGGGCGCCCACCACGGCCCUCACCCUGCGCUCAAAGUCCAUGACCGCGGAGCUGGAGGAGCUCGAUAAGCCAGAGGAGAUCGUGCCGGCCCCCAAGCCCUCGCGGACCGCCGAGAACGUAGCCAUGGAGUCAAGAGUGGCGACCAUUAAGCAGAGGCCCACCAGCCGGUGCUUCCCAGCGGUCUCAGAUAUGAACUCUGUGUACGAACGCCAAGGGAUCGCUGUGAUGACGCCCACAGUUCCCGGGAGCCCAAAGGGCCCGUUUCUGGGCCUCCCUCGAGGUACGAUGCGAAGGCAGAAGUCCAUAGGAAUCACGGAGGAAGAGCGGCAGUUCCUGGCUCCUCCGAUGCUCAAGUUCACCAGAAGCCUGUCCAUGCCAGACACCUCGGAGGACAUCCCCCCUCCACCACAGUCUGUGCCCCCGUCGCCCCCACCGCCUUCCCCCACCACCUACAACUGCCCCAAGUCCCCGACCCCCAGGGUCUACGGGACCAUCACGCCUGCGUUCAACCAGAACCCCGUGGCCAAGGUGUCCCCAGCCACCAGAUCUGACACUGUGGCCACCAUGAUGAGGGAGAAAGGGGUGUUCUACCGGCGCGAGCUGGACCGCUACUCGCUGGACUCGGAAGACCUCUACAGCCGCAGCGCCGCCCCGCAGGCCACCUUCCGCACCAAGCGGGGCCAGAUGCCGGAGAACCCGUACUCGGAGGUGGGCAAGAUCGCCAGCAAAGCCGUCUACGUGCCUGCCAAGCCGGCCAGGCGGAAGGGCAUGCUGGUGAAGCAGUCCAACGUGGAGGACAGCCCCGAGAAGACGUGCUCCAUCCCCAUCCCCACCAUCAUCGUCAAGGAGCCCUCCACCAGCAGCAGCGGCAAGAGCAGCCAGGGCAGCAGCGUGGAGAUCGACCCGCAGGCCGCCGAGCCGCCGGGCCAGCUGCGGCCCGACGACGGCCUGACCGUCAGCAGCCCCUUCGCGGCUGCCAUUGCCGGGGCCGUCCGGGACCGGGAGAAGCGGCUGGAAGCCAGGAGGAACUCCCCCGCCUUCCUCUCCACCGACCUGGGGGAUGAGGAUGUGGGCCUGGGCCUGGGCCCGCCCGCCCCCCGGGGGCGGCCCUCCAAAUUCCCGGAGGAGGGCGGGUUUGGCCAUGAGGACGGUGCUGAGCAGCCGGCGUCGCCCACCCCGGCGCCGGCGCCCCGGGAGCCGGAGCAGCACUUUGCCGGUGUUGGGGAGGCCGGUGUUCAGGGGGAGGCCGGGAGGCCCCCGAAUUCCAUAGCCAAGGCCAAGGGGCCUGAGAGCGGCCCCACGCCUCCCAGGAGCGGUGACGCGGCCAGCCCCGAGAAUUACGUGCACCCACUCACGGGGCGGCUGCUGGACCCCAGCUCCCCGCUGGCCCUAGCGCUGUCUGCGAGGGACCGAGCCAUGAAGGAGGCCCAGCAGGGGCCCAAGGGGGAGGCCCCCAAGGCCGACCUCAACAAGCCCCUCUACAUCGACACCAAGAUGCGGCCCAGCGUGGAGGCCGGCUUCCCCCCGGUCACCCGGCAGAACACCCGCGGGCCCCUGCGGCGGCAGGAGACGGAGAACAAGUACGAGGCGGAGCUGGGCCGCGAGCGCAGGGGCGAGGACAGGAAGAACAUGCUCAUCAACAUCGUGGACACGGCCCAGCAGAAGUCGGCCGGCCUGCUGAUGGUGCACACGGUGGACGUGGCCACGGCGGGCGCGCCCCUGGAGGAGGAGGAGGAGGAGGAGAAAGAGGACCUGGACCUCAAGCCAGCCCACCCGCCCUCCGCGGUGCCGGAAGGCGUCCCCGAAACCGAAGGUGCUUUACAGAUCUCCGCUGCCCCCGAGCCCGCCGCUGCGCCCGGCAGGACCAUGGUGGCGGCGGGCUCCGUGGAAGAGGCGGUGGUUUUGCCAUUCCGCAUCCCUCCCCCCCCUCUGGCAUCCGUGGACUUGGAUGAGGAUUUUAUUUUUACAGAGCCAUUGCCUCCUCCCCUGGAAUUUGCAAAUAGUUUUGAUAUUCCUGACGACCGCGCCGCUUCUGUCCCCGCUCUCACCGACCUGGUCAAACAGAAGAAAAACGACGCCCCUCCAUCCCCGUCGCUCCACUCCAGCCAGCCAGCCACCUCUGCCGACAGUAAGAAGCCAGCCGGCCUUUCCAACUGCCUGCCUGCCUCAUUCCUGCCGCCCCCCGAGAGCUUUGACACCGUCACCGACUCUGGGAUCGAGGAGGUGGACAGCCGGAGUAGCAGCGACCACCACCUCGAGACCACCAGCACCAUCUCCACAGUGUCCAGCAUCUCCACCCUGUCCUCCGAGGGCGGGGAGAGCAUGGACACCUGCACGGUCUAUGCAGACGGGCAAGCGUUCGUGGUGGACAAGCCCCCAGUACCUCCAAAGCCCAAAGUGAAGCCCAUCAUCCACAAGAGCAACGCGCUGUACCAGGACGCGCUGCUGGAGGAGGAUGCGGACGGCUUCGUGACCCCCCCGCCCGCACCGCCACCCCCGCCGGGCGGCGUCCAGUCUGGGAUGGCAAAGGUCAUCCAGCCAAGGACCUCCAAGCUGUGGGGUGACAUCACGGAGGUCAAGAGCCCGAUCCUCUCAGGCCCCAAGGCGAAUGUCAUUAGUGAAUUGAACUCAAUCCUGCAACAAAUGAACCGAGAGAAAUCGGCCAAGCCGGGGGACGGACUGGAGUCGCCGGCUGCAGCCAAGCCUGGCAGCCUUGCUCCAAGAAGCCCGGAGGUCAUGAGCACAGUCUCAGGUACGCGGAGCACGACGGUCACCUUCACGGUCCGCCCUGGCACCUCCCAGCCCAUCACCCUGCAGAGCCGGCCCCCCGACUAUGAAAGUAGGACCUCACUUACGAGACGUGCCCCGAGCCCCGUGGUCUCCCCCACCGAGAUGAACAAGGAGGCUCUGCCCACCCCGCUGCCUGCCGCCGCCUCUCCUUCCCCCACGCUCUCCGACGUCUUCAGCCUUCCGGGCCAGUCCCCUGCCGGGGACCUAUUUGGCCUGAACCCCGCGCCCCGCAGCAGGUCACCGUCUCCCUCAAUACUUCAACAGCCAAUCUCAAAUAAGCCUUUCACAACUAAGCCUGUCCACCUGUGGACUAAACCAGACGUGGCCGACUGGCUGGAAAGUCUGAACUUGGGCGAACACAAAGAGACCUUCAUGGACAAUGAGAUUGAUGGCAGUCACCUGCCAAACCUUCAGAAGGAAGACCUGAUUGAUCUGGGGGUGACCCGGGUCGGGCACAGGAUGAACAUAGAAAGGGCUCUGAAACAGCUGCUGGACAGAUAAGGACGGCUGUUCCUCACCUUCAUAGACACUUUGUUAUAAGUAGAGAUGGGCUCGUGCUGAAACAUCUGAUGGCCAAGCAGUCUGCGAGCACCACCCCCGCUCAAGGGUUUGUCUCCCGGUACCCAAAGAAGUGCUGCGGGUGUCCAGGGUGUGGCCAAGCCAGGGCCUUGAGAUGCCCAGCCCUCCCCCCCGUGAGGGGCUUUGUGGACAGCCUCUGUCCGGUGGGGGGCGGGGAGGGGGUUUUCUAACACGGAAGGAGUCCCAGCAUGCAGGUGACCUUGCUUCGCCAGGCCCCGGGCUCCCAUCAGUGUCGCAUGGGACCCUCGCUCGCGUAGGCAGACACAGAUGUACUCCAGAUACCUCCUAAGACCUCCCUCUUCUGCUUCCCGGGCAGCUCUCCCCACUCCCGGGCCCCGGCACAUGGCCUUCCCGCGGUCCUGUGGCCUCCCGGGGGACGCUCGAUGCUCACUUGCUCCUGUCUCUCUCCUGUUCUUUGUUUGCAGUGAGAUGCUCCCAGACGGGCUUGUCCAGGGCCCUCCUGGGCCUGCAAGGUAGAGACACACUUUCUCCUGUCUGAAUCUUUGCCUGUCUCCUCUUGGGAUGUGCAGCCACGGGUCUCUGGCCAUAGGUUCUUGGCAGUGGUGGGUGUUUCAGUGGGAUCGUGCUGGCUUUGCUGAGCUUGCUUGCUUUCUUCCUGCAAUUGACGAGUCUAUUUCCAAGGUGGCUAAGCAUGUCACAUGGACUUAGUUACAGCACAAAGUCGCGAUCCCGAGGAGUGAGGCCUGCCGUGGGGCCCGGCAGUGUGCCUCCGCCUGGGCCCUCGGCCUCCUCCAGGACAAGAGCAGUCAUUUUCCCAGGAGCACCGGAGAGGAGGAAGGGCUCAGCCACUCGCAGUUCCUUCCAACUGGAGGUCCGCUGAGCUCUGCAGCAGUUAGGGCAGGUGAGCAUCCGCUCUGACAUGGACAGGAAGAGGCCCCUGCGGCACGCGUGUGCACGGCGUGCG